UAUUUUGUGUGACGACAAGAUAACAUAUGUAAAAAUUCAAGUACAUUUCAAUGGCAAUUAGUCUGUAUACCAUGUAAAAUUAAAAGUGAGGCUUAUGCAAUGCAUGAUGGCAAGUUGCCAUUGGCAACCAUUUAGCUUGAAGAACAAUAUCACAUGAUGUGCAAGAAUCAAAAGGCAUUCAUAUAGAGAAAGUCACCUUGCUUAGACUGUGCAUUAGAAUCAUUUUCGUAUUUAAUCAACUUUUUCACCAAUUUUGAGAUGUAGAAACGUUAAUUGUUAUCAAGUCAAUUGAUGAACCACGAGCCCUAAGUUUUGUCAUUUCCUUCAAGAAUUGAAAUGCUAAGCGGUUACCAUAGAAUAAUUAGCCUACAUUAGCUCCUAAUUUAUUUUCAAGAACUGUAUACAUAGUCAAAUGUUAUGUGAAUGAACUGUAGACAAUAAAAAGACCGAAUAAAAUGUAUUUUAGAACCAAAAUCAUUUCAGUCAUAUGUAGCCUAUCGAGAGAAAUGUGUUUUCAAUGAGUGAAAAUAAGAUUCAAAUUGGAUGUCGAGGCAAAUGUUUCACUCAACGUCUGGCCCUCUAACGGUAAAUACGUGAACUAUCGUAUCAAUGUGAUUGAAGUACGCAUUACAUUGACAGAAAUGUGUAUAGACCAAAGCUGUCAAUUACAAGAUUAUUAACCAAUUUCAUAAUAACAUAGUCUGAUUUCCGAUUUUAUAAUAACGUAACAAUUAAAUAUCAAUUCAAACAAUGUCGGUAAAUUUCCAAGAUGAAGCUGAAGUAAAGGAGUAUUUAAGUAAUAUCGGUAUCGAAUACCGGUUUGGUUGCUAUUCCGAAAAGAAACCGGAAGUGUGUCAUUUGCUGGGCGACUACUUGGAAUCGAUUCAUCGUGACUAUGAAAAAGCACGAAAAGUAUUUCGCUCCACGUGCGACGAUUAUGGCUAUGCAAAAUCCUGUUUAAAAUAUGCGAACUACACAUUCAUCGGACGCGGAAAAAGUGGCUCGAAACCAAAUCCAACCGAAGCAUUAGAGUAUUAUGAAAAAGGGUGUAAAUUGAAUGACAGUGAAAACUGCUUAAAUGCCGGACUACUGCUGGUAUCACCGAAGAUGAACGACAGGCGCGAUUUUAUGAAGGGAAUGGAGUAUUUGACCAAAAGUUGCGACAUGAAUAAUGGCAAUGCGUGUUAUUAUUUGUCUGGUAUGCAUAUAUCCGGUGCGGAAGGACCAAUUCGAUCGCAAGAAACCACAGCACCACUUAUGUCUUCAACCGAAGCAAAUGUGAAAAAAUCCAAUACAAAAGCAGGCGAUUACACGGUGGAAAAGAAUAUGGCAAAAGCAUUUGAAUUGACAACAAAAGCUUGUGAAUUAAAUAAUAUGUUUGCGUGCGCCAAUCUAGCGCAUAUGUACGCAAGAGGUGAAGGAACCGAAAAAAAUAAGGAGAAAGCCGAAAUCUAUAAGAAGAAGGCCAUUGCAUUACAAGAAGAAAUCAAGAAUAGCAAACAAUUAUUGUUCCAACAAACGUCAUAAAAGCGGAGAACAUUCAUCUGCAAUUACUCACCAUCGAAACUCCUGUCUGGAAAACUGUAUAAAAGGAAUUUGUUAAAAUUAGAUGACAUAUAUUAGCCACACAUAAAAGAUGUUCUCUGUGCUUGUUUUAUUAAAUAAAAUGCAAGCUUAUACUUAUAACAUUAA
This is a messenger RNA of Contarinia nasturtii (swede midge), 1692 nucleotides long. It is a transcript of the gene Coa7, whose product is annotated as cytochrome c oxidase assembly factor 7 homolog. Bases 751 to 1527 code for a protein of 258 amino acids. The record is from RefSeq and is a predicted model, not a curated record. Lineage: Eukaryota; Metazoa; Arthropoda; Insecta; Diptera; Cecidomyiidae. Gene Ontology annotation, cellular component: mitochondrial intermembrane space. Gene Ontology annotation, molecular function: protein binding. The transcript is spliced from 4 exons.